AUGGUCGUCUUAGCAGCCUCCAUCUGCACUCGAGGCGGUAAGGCUCUCCUGUCUCGCCAGUUUGUCGAAAUCCAAAAGUCGCGGGUUGAAGCCCUCCUCGCUUCAUUCCCCAAACUCGCAGAUUCCUCUACCCAACACACCACGGUUGAGAGCGAGAAUGUUCGCUUCGUCUACCAACCUCUUGAUGAACUGUACCUCGUCCUCAUCACCAAUAAACAGUCAAACAUCCUACAAGACAUCGACAGCCUCCACCUGUUCGGUCAGGUCGUCACCUCUAUUUGCAGAAAGCCCGACGAGCGUGAAAUCCUGCGCUAUGCCUUCGAAUUACUUUCUGCUUUCGACGAGCUCGUCACUAUGGGUUAUCGAGAGAACCUUUCCCUCAGCCAAAUAAAGACCUUCCUAGAAAUGGAAUCGCAUGAGGAGCGCAUCCAAGAGAUCAUUGCCCGUAACAAGGAACUCGAGGCUUCAGAGGAAAGGAAACGCAAAGCCAAACAACUCGAACUUCAGAGGAAAGAAGCUGCUCGAUCUGCUGCCUACGGUCGUGGAAUUGCUCCCAAGAUGCCUACACAGCCAACCUAUACACCCCCCUCUCGUCCUGAGACCUACGACACCUACGAGGCCGAAAAGAACAAGACGGCAAGCAAAUUCGCUGCCAGCCGGUCGACAAAGGGCAUGCAGUUGGGGAAAAAGUCAAAGACCUCCAAUGCCUUUGCCAAAGUUCAACAAGACCUUGGUCCCGAGGAAACAGAGGCAGCCAACACCGCGCCUGAUUCCACUACUCUUCCUGACCGAACUGCUUCAUCAUCCCAUGCACACCACGAUUCCGUCCAUUCCAGCACCAAUCCCAUAACUAUCACCGUCAACGAAACCCUAUCCGCGAAACUCUCACGAGAAGGAGCGCUGAAGUCAUUUGAAGUCAAAGGUGACCUACAGCUCAAAAUCUCAGAUCCCGCACUGGCAAAACUGUCACUUUCCGUUCGUGCUGUCGAGGGGCCACUGAAGGCUCAAUUCCGCACACAUCCCAACGUUGACCGCAACCUCUUCACCUCAACUAAAGUCCUUCAACUCAAAGAUACUACAAAACGAUUCCCUGCCAAUAACAGUAUCGGUGUAUUAAGGUGGCGGGCGACGGCUCCUGCGGACUCCAAUGAUGUCCUGCCCAUCACUUUCACCGCCUGGGUCAACAAGUCAGACGACUCGUACACCAUCACCCUUGAGUACGAACUUGUGGAUCCCGAAGCACACUCUCUACAAAACGUGAGCGUUACAAUCCCAUACAGUUCUGGAGAACCCGCCGUUGCGUCAUUUGAUGCCAUAUAUCAAGUCACCGGAGAUAGCCUUGAAUGGACCAUCGGAGCAGUUGACGCGAGCAACCCCAGUGGCUCCUUCGAGUUCGAGGCGCAAACAGACGAUGAGAGCGAGUUCUUCCCUAUCAGUGUCAGCUUCGAUCUGGAGAAGCCAUUUGUGGAGGUGGAUGUAUUAGGAGCCAAAUUGUUGGAGAUGGACGAGGAGGUUGACUUCGAAAAGACCAUCAGGGCUACCGCAGAUGGCUUCUUGAUUGAAUAG
Messenger RNA from Exophiala bonariae, 1566 nucleotides. RefSeq lists its product as uncharacterized. Bases 1 to 1566 code for a protein of 521 amino acids. Gene Ontology annotation, cellular component: COPI vesicle coat. Gene Ontology annotation, biological process: Golgi localization; retrograde vesicle-mediated transport, Golgi to endoplasmic reticulum; endoplasmic reticulum to Golgi vesicle-mediated transport. NCBI's taxonomy places the organism in Eukaryota, Fungi, Ascomycota, Eurotiomycetes, Chaetothyriales, Herpotrichiellaceae. The record is from RefSeq and is a predicted model, not a curated record. The transcript has a single exon.